GUGUAUCCGGAAGCCCAAGAAGAUGAUAAAACCACACUCGCGAUAAAGCUUUGCCGGCCUUCAGAAAACCGAAGUGAGGGAGUGAUGGGAACUCCUCUAAAUUCCAGUUUAUCAUCGACAUCCCACUUCAAAUGCUCUACCUGGACACCCAGAAGAAAGAUUUGGAGGAACGGCCAAAUGUGGACCAAGACUUUCAAAGUGAGAGCUGAGGAGCAGUCUACCAGAUUAGUGACAUUUGUUGGAAAAGGUGGAGCAGGGAAGACAACAUGUGCCCUGAUGGCCGCUCAGUACUUUGCAAGGAUGGGUUUGAGAACAUGCCUUGUAAUACAGUCUCAGGAUCCCACUGCAGAAUUUUUGCUUGGUCACAAGAUAAGGAAUGUUCCUUCUCCUGUAGGGAAUGAUAGUCUGCAUGCUGUUCGGUUGGAAUCCACCAAGAUGCUGCUUGAACCUCUUUCUCGAUUAAAGAAGGCAGAUAGCAGGAUUAAUCUAACACAAGGAGCUCUUGGUGAGAUUGUGGGUGAGGAACUUGGUGUGCUCCCAGGGAUGGAUUCAAUUUUAGCAAUAGGAGCAUUGGGACAAAUGAUACAAUUUGUAGGAGGAAGUGGAAGCAGUACCAAGGAGGUGGAAAGGAAAUAUGAUGUGGUAGUAUAUGAUGGAAUAAGCAGUGAAGAAACUAUGCGGAUGCUUGGUGCAUCAGAGAGAUCAAGAUGGUACAUGAGGUAUCUACGUAAUCUUGCUGAGAAGACUGAUACAGGGAGAUUGACAGCACCUUCAUUUCUGAAAUUGACAGUGGCUUCCUUAAAUCAAGACAGCCUAGUUGAUUCUGGUGGACAAACAAGUGCCAAAAUUUGGGAUUCUGCAGAUAGCAUUCUGGAGAAAGGUUCAAGUGCAUUUGCAAACCCACUGAAGUUUUCUUGUUAUCUUGUCAUGGACCCCAGUAAUUGUAUGUCUGUUAAGGCUGCAUUAAGAUAUUGGGGCUGUGCAAUACAAGCUGGUGCUCAUGUAGCUGGGGCAUUCUAUCCAGCUUCUGCCUUAAAUGAAGCAUCAAAUAAAGCAUCAAUUGAAGAGAAGUUUUGCCCACUAGCCACUGCUGGUGUUCCUCUUCUGUCGAUGGAUUCUGCCAUCAAUUGGGACAUUGCCAUGAACAAUAUGGAUGAGGAUGCAAAGAAACUGCUUACUAUAAACAACAUCAGCAGCAGAAGCAUAUCUCCAGUUACAUUUGAUCAAAACAAGAAGAUGUUGACCCUUUUCAUGCCAGGAUUUGACAAAUCCGAAAUCAAACUAUCUCAAUGGAGGGGGGGAUCCGAACUGCUGGUGGAAGCUGGAGACCAAAGGCGUAUCAUAAAUUUGCCAAUUAAAAUGCAAGGAAAGGUAACAGGGGCAAAAUUUGAUAGUGGAAAUCUUGUAAUCACUCUGAAAUAGAUCCAGGACAAAUGCUUGAUAAUGUUUUGCUAACUUGCGUUGAUGUUGAGAAGAUCCAGCCAGCGCAGUAAAGUUCAAAACCACCUAUCAAAAAGGUGAAGCCCUCAAUUUGUGAGGAAGCCAAAUCAAGGUCUUAGAAGAGGCCAUAGUAUUUUGAAAAGCCCUCUAUAGGAGGAGAUGAGAGAUCUGAUUCUAAUAAAAAAUAGUGAGGUCUAUUUCCCAAUCUGAUUUUUGUUUUCUUCCCAGGCCUUUGUUUCCUAAAAAGCAUUAUUCAUUUUUGUGCUAUUCUUUCCCAUUACCAACCUAGCACUCAAUAGACAACUUGUCUGCAAUUUUUUCUCUGGCAAAUGUUUUUGUUGCUGCAGGAGUUUUUCACUGAUAGUCUGUCCAAGACUGCUGCAGGUUAUUGCAAUUUGUUUUAACAACGCCAUAUGUUCAGCUUCAUAAACAACACAUUGCAUUUAAUAUUGUUAUAAUUGUUCUACAAACAAUGUUAAUGCCCUGUUAUUGAAAUUGGUGAUCCACAAUUAAACCUGAAAAUUUGUACUUGAUCAAUGACAUUAAAUGUGUAUUGUAUACGUGUGCAACAAACUGAAUCUCUCCCUUGUUAAAACUGAAAUUAUGGUCAUCAACAUAUGUGCAUUAAGUAUACAUCAGGCUGUAGAAUUGCUGUAAAAGAUACAGCUUCUUCAGGAAAAUGCACUAGAAACUUUUCAGGAAAAACUGAAGCAUGUUGAUUACAUUCUCAUUUCUGAGAUAAGCUUCAUAAGGCCAAAAAGUAUUGAAUCUGAUAUAUGAUUGUUGUUUGAAGCAUUCUCUCAACAAAAACCAAUUUGGUGCUCUUUAAAUUAA
This is a messenger RNA of Cryptomeria japonica (Japanese cedar), 2274 nucleotides long. RefSeq lists its product as uncharacterized. NCBI's taxonomy places the organism in Eukaryota, Viridiplantae, Streptophyta, Pinopsida, Cupressales, Cupressaceae. The record is from RefSeq and is a predicted model, not a curated record. The transcript is spliced from 7 exons. The coding region runs from base 85 to 1422 and encodes 445 amino acids.